AUGCGCCCAGCUCCGCUGCCGUGCGCACUGGUGCGUCUGGCGGCUCCUGCUCUCGCAGGCGUGUACGCGGCUGUGCUGGCGAGGACAGUGCGAGUGGCCCGGCUGGUGGCGGCCUGCGAGCGGCGGCCAGCAUCUCGGCCGCGACUGCUGUCGUCGCGCGCACAGGUGUGCGCCUGGAUAGCGCUAAGCGCGCCGGGCGCAUGCACCGCGGUGUGGAGCGCGGUGCACUGGCCGGCCGCACCGCGCCUGCUGCACCCGGGGCGCGCACGCUCCGUGCUCGCGUGCGGCGGUGAGCACGCUGUGGCGCAACUGUCGCCGCUGGUGCCGGCGCUGGUGCUGCUGGCCACGUGCGUGGUGCUGGCUGUGCGCACGCGCCACCUGCCGCACAACUUGAACGAGACUCGGUUCGUGGGCGCGGCAGCGUACGCGACGUGCGUCAUGUGGGUGGCGUUCGUACCGUUGUACGCGGCGAGCGCGGCGCGCACGGCCACGCUGUGCGCGUGCGUGUCGCUGUCGGCGGGCGCGUGCGUGGCGCUGGCGCUGGGCCCGCGCGCCUGGGUGUGCGCGUGCCGGCCGGCGCGCAACACGCGCGCGCACUUCCUCACCGCCACCUCCAUCCGCUGCCACGUGGGCAAGUACCGCGCGGCGCGGGGGGCGGAGCGCGGGGAGGCGCGGCGCGACGCGGCCUGCCAGACGGCGGCGGCGCGCGGGGCGGGGCGGACGUGCGCGGCGGCGGGCGCGUGCGCGCGGGUGGUGCGCACCACGCACGCCGAUGCCACCGACGUGCUGAUCGUGCUGCUGCAGCACCAGCACGCGCUGCCCGACGCGCUCGCACACGAGGCCCCAGACCUCCAGCUCGAAUGA
Helicoverpa armigera (cotton bollworm) is the source of this 864-nucleotide messenger RNA. RefSeq names its product metabotropic glutamate receptor 1-like. Gene Ontology annotation, molecular function: G protein-coupled receptor activity involved in regulation of postsynaptic membrane potential; adenylate cyclase inhibiting G protein-coupled glutamate receptor activity. The transcript has a single exon. Lineage: Eukaryota; Metazoa; Arthropoda; Insecta; Lepidoptera; Noctuidae. Gene Ontology annotation, biological process: regulation of synaptic transmission, glutamatergic; G protein-coupled glutamate receptor signaling pathway. The coding region runs from base 1 to 864 and encodes 287 amino acids. Gene Ontology annotation, cellular component: postsynaptic density membrane; plasma membrane. The record is from RefSeq and is a predicted model, not a curated record.